Messenger RNA from Periconia digitata, 3970 nucleotides. Lineage: Eukaryota; Fungi; Ascomycota; Dothideomycetes; Pleosporales; Periconiaceae. The record is from the annotation of a GenBank genome assembly.
CAACCUCGCGCGCGACGACAACCUCCGCCAGCAACAUCAUCUGCACACUCUCCACACCCACCGCUGCACGACCCGUCGUCGCAUUCUCUCUCUGUUCCUGCGCCGUUCAGCCGCCAAAAUGGGCAAGCUUGUCCGCCUGGAGCUCUACAACUUCAAAACAUACCGCGGCAAACAUGUCCUUCCCUUCGGCGAUUCGUAUUUCACCUCCAUCAUCGGCCCCAAUGGCUCCGGUAAAUCCAACAGUAUGGAUGCCAUCUCUUUUGUCCUAGGGAUCAAGUCUGCAUCUUUACGUUCGCGAGAACUGCGCGAGCUCGUCUAUCGCGGGCGCAUCAUUCAGACAAGCAAGACCGCCGUCGACGACGCAAAUGCUGCCGCCGCGCCCGAAACCCAAGACGGUGACGCUCCCGAGACACAGGAGGACGAUUCGCAAAGGGCAGAUCCCAAGACAGCCUGGGUGGAGGCUGUUUUUGAGGACGAUGCCGAUCAGAUUCACCGCUGGCGCCGCACAAUCACUACCGCUGGUCAGAGCGAAUACCGCAUCAAUGGACGUGUCGUUACCGCAAAAGCUUACAACGAAGCACUUGAAGAGCAUAGCAUAUUGGUCAAGGCACGCGCGUUUCUUAUUCCCCAGGGAGAAGUGGAAGAGGUCGCCAAAAAGCCACCCAAGGAAAUCACCUACAUGAUUGAGCAAAUAUCUGGGAGUUUGGAGCAUAAAGCAAGCUACGAAAAACUCAAAACCGAAGCCGACGACGCUGCAGAAAACAAUUCCCAGUUUCUGCACCAGCGACGGCAGAUCAACGCUGAAAUCAAAACCUACACCGAGCUAGAGGCAGAGGCCAAAGCUUUCGAGCGCAAAGUUGCCGAGCGGGAUGAAGCAAACGUGACGCACAUCAUGUGGAAGCUUUACCACCACCAACAGCUUAUCCAGAAAGCACGCGAAAAGAUUUCAAGCCAUCAGGAAGAGCUGAAGGAGCACAAGCGCGGAGUGGAAAAGUAUCAGCAAAGGGUCAAUGAAGCAACCCAAGCCGAAGCCAAGGCCAAGCGUGAAAUCUCCAAAACCAACAACAACAUCAGCGCAAAGGCCAAAGAAGUGGAAGAUGCGCAAAAUAAACUCGUCCCGGUGGAGGAAAAGAUUCGAAUCACAGAGCUGGAAGUGACCAAGCUGGACGAGAGGAUUGUUGCUUUGGAAAAGGAACGCGAUUCGCAAGCUGCUGAGCUCGCUAGCUACGAUAAGAAGCUCGCCCAAAUCAAGACCGCCGAGGACAAAUGGGAAGCCGAGCGCUCCGCUGCUGCCCAACAGCAGGGUCGCGAACUAACCGCCCAAGACGAGCAGGAAUACAACCGACUGCGCAGCGAUGUCUCCAAGCAAACACACGCUAAUCAGGUGGAAAUCGACAAAUUGAGACGUGAAGUGGGAACGGAGAAAGAACACGCCCGCAACCUCCAGCAGAAGGUUGAAGGAUAUCAGAGUGCUGUGGACAGACUGACCGAUGACGUUUCUCAGCUUCAAGAGCGCCUCAAGGACCGCAGAACUGCAUUGAAGGACUUGCAAAAAGAACGAGCGGGUAAAAAACAGGACUUGAACAAGCUUCAGUCGGAUCAACAGCACACACUAUCCCAAUACACUGAGUGGAACCAGAACCUUCGGGAAAUUCUCAAGAAACUUCAAAAUGCCGAAUCCGGCCGUCGCGAGACUAGGAGGGACCAGCAAACCCGCGAGGUUGUCUUGAAGAUGAAGCGUGCUUUUGGUAAUGGUGUCCGUGGACGCCUCAAAGACUUGAUCAAGCCCAAGCAGAAAAAGUACGAUACGGCUGUUGGCACACUUAUUGGACGAAACAUGGACGCCGUGAUGGUGGACACGGACCAGAUUGCCAGAGACUGCAUUCAGUUUCUCAAGGAGGAAAAACUGUUCCAGAUGACCAUCAUUCCUCUCGAUUCCGUCACGAUUUCUGCUAUCAAUCAGAACCUCAAGGGUAUGCAUGAAGGUAUGCGUCUUGGUAUUGACUGCAUUGACUACCCGCCUCACCUCGAACGCGCCAUUUCGUCUAUAUGCGGCGAUGCGAUCGUCUGCGACAAUUUGUCAAUCGCUCGUCACCUUCGAUUCGAAAAGAAGCCACCCGUACAAUCCAAGGCGGUCACACUUGACGGAAGCGUCAUUUCGAGGAGCAGCAAUAUGACAGGUGGUACGAUGCAGGGCUCUAACAACCAACAGCAACAGUGGGGUGAUCAGGAUAUCGAGACUCUUCAGCAAAAGGCUGAGAGCAUCAGGGCACAGCUCAGUACCCUCCCGAAUUUGGACGCCAGGCGCCGGGAAGAAGAUCAAUUGACAAUCGACCUGAAUGCUCUGGACGAUCGGAUUCGUCAGUUCCAGAGUGAGAUUGAUACAUUGGAUCGCAAUGUUAAGGACCGAACCAAAGAGCUCAAAUACGAUUCCAAUCUCUUGAGACAGGAGAAGCCCAAAUACGAUGAAGCCGAACAGCGAUUGCGUAACAAGGAAGACGACCUGAAGGGUACCGAAGAUAGAGUGAAUCAAGUCGCUGAUCAAGUGUUUGCUAGCUUCUGUCAACGGCUAGGAUAUACCUCUAUCCGCGACUAUGAAGCACAGCAGGGAACCGCUCAACAAGAAGCUGCCGAGAAGCGACUCGUCUUCAGAAAGCAGCGUAGCACUUUGGAGAACAUGCGAUCCAAUGUUCAACAACGUCUCAACGCCGUAUUGGAGCGCAUCAAGAGCGCAGAAGAGAAGCGAGACCGCAAUCACAUCUCUCUCGAAGGCCAUCACACUGAGCAAGAGGAACUGCAGAACUCUAUUGAUCAUUUCAAGGCAGAGUUAGAGGAGUUACAGGAGCGUUUGACUGGGCUCGAACAGAAGAAGAACGAGCGCACGGCGGUGGUCAAAGAAGCACGACGCAAACUCGAUUCACGAAAUGACAAAGUUCGGGGCGUUAUGAAAGACGUUGAGGACCAAGAGCAGAUAAUCAAGAGCAGAGCAGCCGAGCGGUACAAUCUGCUCAAGAAAUGCCGUCUUGAUGAGAUCAAGAUACCUUUGACAACGGAUUCUGAGCCCUUGACUUCAUUGCCCAUGACGGAUACUGCUCGCCAGGAUCCAGAUGAAAUGGACGUGGAUCAGCCUGACAACACACAAAUCGAACAGCCAGCAUUCGACGAUUAUGGCAUUGAGCCUGACUUCGAAGAGCUGGAUGAAGAACUCAGAAUCGAGCUUGACGAGAUCCUUGAAGAGGAGGAAUCCGAAGACGACCAGGUUCAGACACGCGCCGCAACCCGUCUCAAGGACGCCGAAGGCAAACUAACCGACGCCAUCGCCUCUCUGGACGCCGAGAUCAGCAAAGCCAACCCCAACAUGAAAGCUGCGGAACGGCUCGUGACCGCCAAAGAAAAACUCGACCAAAUCGAAACAGACUUCACCACGGCCCGCAAGAAAGCUCUUGAAGCGAAAGCGCGCUUUGAAGAAGUCAAAGACCGCCGCUUCGAGCUCUUCAUGAAAGCCUACGACCACAUCCACGACAACAUCCUCCAAGUCUACCAAAAACUCACAGAAUCGGAACAAUUCCCACUCGGUGGAACCGCGUACCUCGAUCUCGAAGACAGCACCGAACCCUACCUCGCUGGUGUAAAAUACCACGCCAUGCCCCCACUCAAACGUUUCCGCGAUAUGGAACACCUCUCCGGAGGCGAGCGCACCAUUGCCGCUCUCGCGCUCAUCUUCGCGAUCCACUCGUAUCAACCAUCCCCCUUCUUCGUCCUCGACGAGGUCGAUGCCGCGCUCGACAAUGUCAAUGUUGGGCGUGUGGCGAAGUAUAUCACAAAGAAUGCGGGACCGGGCACACAGUUUAUUGUCAUUACGCAUAAGGCGGGGUUGUUCCAGGAGAGCGAGACAUUAGUAGGCAUUAUGCGGGAUCAGAGCAAGAUGAGCAGUAAAGCUAUUAGUUUAGAUUUGCGGAAGUACCAGUAA